AGGGGCGGCGCCUUGCCGUGCCGGUGCGGUGCGCGAUUAGUGCGCGGCAGCCAGCGGAGCCCGCCAGGGCAGCGGGCGGCCUCGCAGCGCUGCUCGCGGCUGGGCGGGGAGCGCUGCGGUGCCGCACUCCAAGGGCCAAGUACCGGGCGAUGUAGGAUGCGGGUCCCGGCGAGAGCAUGAAUGGUGCAGCGAGAGAGGCGGGCGGUGAGCUCCCCCCGCGGCGGCGGGGCGGCGCGGGGCGCUGACACGUGCGGCGGCGCGGCGCAGCGGGGCGCCCCCGGCUCCGCGGGACGCGGGGCGGUGCAUGGGGAAGGAGCCCGGCGCGGCGAGGCACGGCGCCUGCCGCUUCUCCUUGCGGAGCGCUGCCAGCUCUUCCUGGAAGUCCUGAGUCGCUCACGGCGCAGUGAGUUCAUGCACCUCCUCGCCAAGCCUGAGCCUGCGGGAUCUGGGGAGGCUGCCGCCAGCACACCGCCCGGUCCGUCGCGCCCGCUCGCCGCCGCCCGGGGGUCUCUCCCGGGGGCCUCCGUCGCCGCCCCCUCGCACAUGAAGAUGUACGUGCAAAGGGCUCUGGUGCUGCUCUCCCUGCUGAGCUUUGCCACCGUGAGCCUCUCGCUGUCCUCCUGCACCACCUUGGACCUGGACCACAUCAAGAAAAAGAGGGUGGAAGCCAUCCGGGGGCAGAUCCUGAGCAAGCUGCGGCUCACCAGUCCCCCGGAGACCGUGGGGCCGGCCCAUGUGCCCUACCAGAUCCUGGCCCUCUAUAACAGCACCCGGGAGCUGCUGGAGGAGAUGGAGGAGGAGAAGGAGGAGAGCUGCUCUCAGGACAACACCGAGUCCGAAUACUAUGCCAAAGAGAUCCAUAAAUUUGACAUGAUCCAGGGCCUCCCCGAGCACAAUGAGUUGGGCAUUUGUCCAAAAGGUGUCACCUCCAAUGUGUUCCGCUUUAAUGUGUCCUCAGCAGAGAAGAACAGCACCAACUUGUUCCGGGCUGAGUUUCGGGUGCUGCGUGUGCCCAACCCAAGUUCCAAACGCAGUGAGCAGCGCAUUGAGCUCUUCCAGAUCCUGCGGCCGGAUGAGCACAUAGCAAAGCAGCGGUACCUCAGUGGCAGGAAUGUGCAGACGCGGGGCUCCCCUGAGUGGCUGUCCUUCGAUGUCACCGAGACUGUGCGUGAGUGGCUUCUGCACAGAGAGUCCAACCUUGGCCUGGAAAUCAGCAUACACUGUCCUUGCCAUACUUUCCAGCCGAACGGGGACAUCUUGGAGAAUUUGCACGAGGUCUUGGAGAUCAAGUUCAAAGGCAUUGACAGCGAGGAUGACUAUGGCCGUGGGGACCUGGGGCGCCUGAAGAAGCAGAAAGACCUGCAUAAUCCCCACCUUAUCUUGAUGAUGUUACCCCCACAUCGGCUGGAGAGUCCAACGUUGGGAGGCCAGAGAAAGAAACGGGCCCUGGAUACCAACUACUGUUUCCGGAACCUGGAGGAGAACUGCUGCGUGCGUCCUCUCUACAUCGACUUCCGGCAGGACCUUGGCUGGAAAUGGGUCCAUGAGCCUAAGGGCUACUUUGCCAACUUCUGUUCGGGUCCUUGCCCGUAUCUGCGCAGCGCAGACACCACUCACAGCACGGUGCUGGGCUUAUACAACACGCUGAACCCUGAGGCGUCGGCUUCGCCCUGCUGCGUCCCCCAGGACCUGGAGCCACUCACUAUCUUGUACUAUGUUGGGAGGACCCCCAAAGUGGAGCAGCUCUCCAACAUGGUGGUGAAAUCCUGCAAGUGCAGCUGAAAGGCACCUUGACCCACCCAAAGCCAAGAGAGAAACUGUCAGCACUCACUCUCCUGCUCCCAGGCUAACACAAAAGCAACUAGGGGUCAGAGACUACAUAUGGUGAGCGCCAAGUGCCAAACCCUGUGGCUUAGGGUCUGACAGGCCUUGGGGAUCUCUUCUGGAACAUUUCUUGGUCUUGUUGGCAUUGUCACGUUCAUUCUGGGAGUUACUUUGGUUACACGAAGGCCACGCUUUCCAAAAUGGCUGGACAGUUGGUGCAGAAGAGAAGGAUAGAGUGGAGGAACUGCUGUGUAUCUGAAUGCUGGAUUGUUGAUCUGGGAGAGUGAGAGAAUGAGAAAGAGCAGGUCAAAGGGGGAAUGGAAAUGGGGAGAUGUUUUCUAUUCUAGCUUUACCUAUCUUAGGACUUCAGCCCUCCCCACUGGCCUGAAGAAUUAAAGGUUUCCCCUGUAGGAGGAAACCCUGAAGGUCUCUUUAGAGAAAGAAAAUGCACCCAGAAGGGAAGCUGCUGAGAGAAGAAAUGCUCAGAGAUACACUUAACACUUUUGCUCUUCAGAGCUGUGAUCCAGGAGGCCUGCAACGGAAACUCUGUGUCUGCCGAAUCUGUAAGUUCAGCUGGUUUGUAGAUGCAAACUGAAUGGUUCUCAGCCAACCUGCCGAGGGUGAGCACAUACAAAGAAAGAGGGUACCGAGUCCAUUUUCAGAGGGACUGAUGCCACCAUUCACUCUUUUCCUGGAGUUUCUGGGUCAGGGCAGGGGCAAUAUCUGUGGGCACCUGAAUAUUGGGCCCAUUCGUUUGUGAGACGAUGCAGCCCAAGGACCUCUUCUCGUCUGUCAUGGUUUGUGAGGUACUUUGGAGUGUUUUCUACCUGCUCUGCACAGUGACCUGAACGUGGCCCAGGCCUCGCCUGCUAUGACUUAAAAAAUAGUAAUCUCAAAAACAUUGUAAAAAAAUAAAUAUUUGAGAGGA
Pogoniulus pusillus (Red-fronted tinkerbird) is the source of this 2752-nucleotide messenger RNA. It is a transcript of the gene TGFB3, whose product is annotated as transforming growth factor beta 3. The transcript has 7 exons. The coding region runs from base 181 to 1782 and encodes 533 amino acids. Lineage: Eukaryota; Metazoa; Chordata; Aves; Piciformes; Lybiidae. Gene Ontology annotation, cellular component: extracellular region. Gene Ontology annotation, molecular function: growth factor activity; transforming growth factor beta receptor binding; cytokine activity. Gene Ontology annotation, biological process: transforming growth factor beta receptor signaling pathway; regulation of cell population proliferation. The record is from RefSeq and is a predicted model, not a curated record.